CACAGUUGGCAUGACCCAGGAGGCAGUGGGGUGAGAGGAGAGCGAAUGAGGGAGGGAGCAAGAGAGAGGCCGAGGGAGAGAGAAAGAAGAGAAGAGGAGAGAUAGAGAGAAGGAUACGGUGAAUUCUGAGGGAGGUGAAGGAGGAAGGAACUCUCUGGACCCUUUUCUCCGUAAUUCAUCAUCUGCCGGGGGGAAACUUUUUUCAGGCACAAUAACGCCCGGCAAAUGCACACAUCUCUGCAGCUGUCGAGAAAGUUUGCCUGAUUAAAUGUGCCUGAUUGAAGUUCUUUUCCCCUUUUCUCGAUCAGGUCUCUCUCUUCCUCCUCUUUGGUUUAAUCUUAAACCCAUUCUGCCAUCCUCAGGGACCCCUCUAGAGAGAGAAGAAACAUCCAAUUCCACCUGGCUUCUUCCUGUGGGAGAUUAAAAGCCUGGACCCUCCUCACUACGACCUUCCUACUCUGCUCUCUCUCUCCUCUCUCUCUUCUCUCUCUCUUUUUCUCUCUCCAUCCCCACCAUCAUGACCUUGCUGGCCUCUGAGAGGUCAAUCCUCAUUCGCAACAAAUUCCGCUCAGUUUUGCAGCUGAGAAUUCAAAAUCGAAGACAGCAGAGUGAAAACAAUGCAGAUCCAGGAUUAAAAAAUUCUUGCCCGCCUAAACCAGGGGAAAAGGAUACAAGUGACGCUUUGCGUCAAACAGACGAUGGCGCCACUCAGAAGUCGCCCCCUAGUGGUCUUACUGCAGAAACUGCAAAAGACGGCGGUGGUGUCGGAGGGGCACACAGGCAGAAGAGGCCGCGGAUGUCCGAUGACCUGAGUGAGAGGAUUCAGCUCCGGCCCUGCGGCCCCCAAGAUCUUCUCAACAAGAACAUCCUGCCCUUGAACAGCACUUCAGUCUCGUUCCCGGUGGCCUCUGAUGUCUUCGAAGAUGACAUCUCCUGCUCCUGCUCCUCGUCCUCCUCGUCUCCCGAGCAACUCGGGAUGCUCCAGUCCCCCUCCGCCCCCUCCGCUGCCUUCUCCCUCUCGUCGCCGCCGCCGGGACUCUCCAGCGAUCAGUCACUGAGUGACCUGUCGCCCGCCAACACGCCCCUGAACCGCAGCCCCAACCAGCGCAGCUUGGCGUUGCUCCCGGCAACCGAGAGCAUCAAGCAGCCAAUGACCAUGACUGUGGCGGAGACCAACUCCAUGGCAACUGCCGGGAGAUCGAAGGGAAUGUGUAUGACCUCUCAGACCGCCUCACUGCUGCAAAAGCAGACAGCUCAGCAGCAGCAUCAGCAGCACCACCAGCAGCAGCCCAUCCCCCAACAGCCCCAGCCCCCUCAUUCCAUGCUGGCCGCAGCGUCCGCCGCCCCAAGCAGCCGCCCCCCUCGCUCGCGCAAGCCCCGGGACUGGCCCAAGAUGAGGGAGCUCAAGUACCACCAGUACAUUCCCCCGGACCAGCGCGGCACGGCGGGCAACGGCUCCUCCUCCUCCUCCUCCAGCUCCGCCCAGAAGAGCUCCGGCCCCGCCCAGACCAUCGACCCCGCCUACUCGCGCCUCCUGCAGCAGCAGCAGGUGUUCCUGCAGCUCCAGAUCCUCAACCAGCAGCAGCAGCAGGUCACCGUGGCAACCAGUGGCGACAAGCAGUUGGUGCGUGUGUCUGGCUCCGCUCUGCAGUCUCAGGCCUCUGUCUCCCCUUCGGCGACCCCAGCUGUGCCUGCUGCCACCAGUGUGUCUCAGAAGCCAGAGCCGCUACCGCUCAAUCUCGAUGACCUCAAAGUGUCUGAGUUGCGGCAGCAUCUGCGUAAGCGCGGCCUAACCGUCUCAGGCACCAAGCCGGCCCUGUUGGAACGCCUGCGUCCCUUCCAUCUCCCGCGCCCCUGCGUCGCCACCCCCACCACCGCCACCGCCCCUGUCCCCGCCCCCGUCGCGCCCCUUCCUCAACUCGGCUGCACCCAGGACGCCUGCAGCAGCGGCAGCCUCUCCAACACCACUGCCAGCCCCACUCCAGCCUCCGAGCCUCCAGUAGCAGCAGCCAAGCCUGGUCACGUGUUCAUCCAGCAGGCCCCAGGCGCCGUGGUGGCCAGCUGCCUGCCCGAUCAAGGCAUGUCCAGUGUGGGGUUCCUGGCCUCCUCUUCUUCCCCCCCGAUGGGCUCCAGCCCCGGCCUGCAGGCCUCCUCCCCACUGUCGAGUGGCGCCCCCUGGAGGUCCGAGCAGGCGGCGGAGGAGCUGAGCGUGGAGCUGAAGAUGAGGGAGAGGAUAAGGAAUCGUCCUCGCGACCGACAGCGAGAGGUCAGCAUCUCGGAGUCUUGUGCAGCCUCCCUUCAUCCGUUCCUGCAACAGGACCCAGGAUGCACCCGAGGCAAGGAGGCCCAGGACGGACAAGCCGAGGUCUUAUUCCCGCAGGUGUUCACAAGCCAGAUGUGUGACGUGAUUGGUCAAGAUUUUGAGCUGCCCCAGCAAAUCACGGCGAGCCCUGUGGCGAGCCAUUCGCCGGGUGUACGAAGCCUAGAGGAGGAGCUUCAGGAAGCCAUUCAAAGAGUACAGAUGGAUCCUAGUCAGUCCAUUGAUGAUAUUCUGGAAGGGACCAUUGGUCAUUCAGAUGAGGCCUGCUCCGUCACCGAGAUCCAAUCACCUGACAACUUUCUGGCUGGACCCUCCCCGCCAGCCCAAUCCGACCAAUCGCAGGCACCGCAGAGCCAGUCCAAGGACGAGAACUUCCUGUCUUCCCCCCUCUGCUCCUCCCUACUGCUGGAGCUGCCACCGUCCCCAUCCACCACCUUGCCUGUCACUCCGGCGCCACCUCCCCCGCCGCCUCCCACCCUCUGCACCACCCCGCCCCCCAACACCGGCCGCUCCAGAAAGAGGCGCAAGGCUGCGACCCUUGACACCGCUGACUGGCUAGAGUCGUUGACGUCCGGCCUGCGCCCCCUCACCCCACCCGCCGCCCCUUUCGUGGAGGAGGACUUUGGCCUGGACUGGGAUCUGAAUGUCAACCGCGUUCUCGAUCUUAUGGUGGAGCAGUGGUGAUGGAGGGAAGGAAGGAAGCAUUCAGCCACAUCCCUCUCUGUGGUUGCCUGUUGUAUGUGUGCUUGUUUUGUCUUGAGUCCCUUUGUGAGAAUGUGUGUGUGUGUGUGUGGGUGUGUGUGCACGUGUAUGUGUGUGAGACUGGAUGUGUGUGCUUGGGUGUCACUUUCUCUCAAAGACCCCACCUCCUCCCCCCACCCACCCACAGACACACACAACAGGUGAAGCCACACAUUGUUCCAUGGAUGCAUCCAUCCACCUAUCCAGCCACCCACCCUUGCUGUCUGUCUAUUCAAGCGUUCAUCCACCCAUCCAUGCGUUUAUUACUGUCAACUGAUGUGACCAAACAGAUUAUUAGAGAAAAGCAUUGACAGCAGGCCUGUGUUCCACGCAAUGUCGAGAGACAGGCACCGCUGCGAGAUGAGAGAUGAGCGGCAAAACAGGAAAGAAAGGCAAAAAGAGAAAGAGAGAAAGAGAGCGAGAGUGUUAGAAAGCUGCUUUGGUGACUCAUACUGAGACAGAAUCGGGUAAUAAACAUACACGUUCUGUGUACAGAUUACAUGCACAAUUGUGUCGUGCCUUUAAAAGUUAAAGACUUUAAAAAAUGUAUGUUAUAAUACAAAAGCAAUAUAAAAAAAGACAAAAAAGAACAAAUGAAACAAAAAUAGUAAAAAUAUGCGGGUCGCCUGCGGGACAAGUCUUGCUGCUGGAUUGCCAGACGAAGAGUCGGCAGGAGGCGGGAGACUUUGCCAGCAGAUGCUUUCCACACACUGUGUUCUGCCAGGGAAGCUGAGCGCUCCCUGAGUCUUUGUGUGCGCUACAUUCAGCUGCUCCUGUAUGUCUUUUGUGUGUCAAUGUGUGUGUGUUUCUCUGUGUGUAUGUGUAUGUGUGUGUGUAUGUAUCGGUGUUCUAUUCUUUGUAAAUGUCGAGUGUGUAUAUUGUGUAUGUGCAUUUGUGUGUUCAAUGGAAUAUGUUCACCAUACUUGCGCAUGCAUUUAAUUCUAUUUUCCUCACGCUGUAUAGCCGGGUGCUUGAGCACCAUGAAUGCACUUGUCUGUGGGAAAGUGUACCACGUCUGUGAAUAGCUGUAAUGGCAAUGUACAAUUUUUUACCAGAUCAAAAGGAGAGCACAUUGUCUUUCUAUGUUUCCUUUCUGGAUGGUCGUAGUCUGCUGCUGCUACUGCUGUGAGACACUGUCAGUGAUGCAAACUCCCUGGCACUCAGUGAAGGGAUUAUGCUGUGCCUGAGGGGGAAAUACAUUGGAUUUUCCCCAGCGAUCCACCAGCUACUGAACUGUGACUAGGUUUGUCCUUCUGAACGAAGAUAUGAUACAAUACAGUACAGUAGGUAGGAAUGGGUCCCCUAGAGCAGCCAAACAUAUCAGGAUAAUGCUAUAGUACUUAACCUGUGUCAUGUCACUGUGGGCCAGGGGCGCUGCUAACAUUUUUGGGCCCCAUGAAAGAUUCAAAUUUUGGUCCCCCAAAAUGACAAAUUAUGUUAUCAGCAUCCUUCAGGGGCCCUGCCAGUGCUGCCGGGCCCUGAGAAUCUGUAACACCUUUACCCCCUCGUGGCACCCAUGCUGUGGGCCAGCGCAGCACUGAAGCCUACUUACCGCUAAUGCUAACAUGAAAUCCUAUGCAGUUUUAUGUGUAGUGUUUGAUGUUGCGUUACGCAAGACAGGAUUCUGUUGGCUGUGUUGAAUUUGACCUCCAGGACACGUUUAUCGGAGGUGUACACACUCUUCAAGGGCUCUGGGGGGCUGCUGCACUGACUCUGUUUACAGUAUGUUUGCGGUAGACACAACAGACCAAGACAAGGCCUUAUCUGGGAAGACAUGCGCUGCCAAACUUGAUUACUUUGUGAUGGGACCGCACACAAAACAAAAUAAUGUCAGGAUCCUCUCUGAGCGACCGCUUAUGCCUCUCGUGUUGGUGUCCCCGAAAGCUGCCGGGACAACAUACUGCUUACGAGUGCAAUAUGCUAAAAUGAGGGCACAUCCGCUGGACGAGGCAAAACCACAUACAGUAUUAUAUAUUUAUUGCCAAAAACUGUCCGAAGUGGUUAUCAGAGAGGGAGAAUGCCUUCCUUUGUAGCUGUCAUGAAAAUGCUUGAGUAAGAUUGAGUGAUUUCGAUGCUUGCCAUUGAAUCCUGCUAAUAGGGAUAAUGUCUCUGAGAAUCAGAAAUGUUGUCCUCACCUAUAGAAUGCAUUGAGACUCUAGAAAAUCUAGGUCUCCUUUAAAAAUAAAAAAAACCUACGUUUUGCUCUUUAAAACCUGCUUGCUCAAUCUAAGAAAUAAGUGUAUACGUUCAGUGUUUUAAUUUUAUCCCUUGGUCUAUUUAUUAAGUAAUUUAUUCAAGCAUUGGUGUCAUAUUCUAUUGAAAUUGUAUCUUUCUGAAAAAUAAAGUCUUAAUUGAUCUUUCCCACC
Molecule: messenger RNA, 5427 nt
Organism: Engraulis encrasicolus (European anchovy)
Lineage: Eukaryota; Metazoa; Chordata; Actinopteri; Clupeiformes; Engraulidae
Product: myocardin
Exons: 15
Coding region: 518-3004 (828 amino acids)
Biological process (GO): smooth muscle cell differentiation; positive regulation of transcription by RNA polymerase II
Cellular component (GO): nucleus
Molecular function (GO): transcription coactivator activity
Source: RefSeq, a predicted model, not a curated record